AUGUUGCUCAAUCCCAGAAGUGCUCACGACAUUCAUUGUAAGAACUUGGUUCUGAAGAUUGAUGAUACAGAGCCGACUAAAAUCUACAUGUGCUCAAAACUGUUCUGCCCUAUUAAAACUCCCAAUAAGAAAGCUUACUGUUUGUCUAGUAUAGUUGAGAAUUCUGAAUGUAGUUGUGGACAAGCAAUGGAUAAGGAAGUAUUUCUAGAAUACCAAGAGGGGAUCAUAGAUGGAAAUGGGGUAUUCAUGAAAGGAACAUCAAGAAUGUUUAUGAUCACAGAUGAUUUGCAUAUCACACCCGUUUCCAUGUCAGAUAGCCUUGCAAUGUUUCGGAAACUCAGAUUGGAAAGCGGCAAUGGCAUUGAAGUAAGGACUGUAACAGUCGAUGAAGAAGAGGUACUUUUAGAAUGCACCACCUAA
Messenger RNA from Vitis vinifera (wine grape), 420 nucleotides. RefSeq lists its product as uncharacterized. The record is from RefSeq and is a predicted model, not a curated record. Lineage: Eukaryota; Viridiplantae; Streptophyta; Magnoliopsida; Vitales; Vitaceae. Bases 1 to 420 code for a protein of 139 amino acids. The transcript has a single exon.